GAUGUCUGUUCUCCGCGUAGUCCUUGAACGCAGCAUGCUCCGGAUGUUGAUCGUUGUGUUUUGAGCAGGAAGCAUCAGGCGCGGAUAAAGGAUGCCACAUUUAUAUUGGAUUCAGCUGAUACAAGGUGGACUACAAUAAAGGGAAACACUGAUGAGGCCGUCAGAAUAAGCACACUUUUAUUCAGAACUGUGUAAAGAAAAACAGUGUAUUUGAUGUUAGCAUGUCAGACGUUUCUGUCAAGGUUUUCUCCUCUGAUGACCCCUCCCAGAGGAGAAAUUCAGCUGAGAAGAGAAAAAGGAAAAGUAAGAAGUUUCAUAAAAAGAUGCAAUACUUAGAGGCCAAAGGCUACCUAAAAAGUCCGCAGAAAUGCAACGACCACACAGGAGCCUCCACACGUGACCACUCUGCCCACCAGAACAGCUCAGCCACAGAAUGUCAGCCAAGUCCCAUCGCCACACAGAACAAACAUUUACCUCGUCACACCAGCGCUGCCCGUGAAUUUCCCUGUAGCUCCAGGCCUUCACUCACAUUCAAUCACUAUCAGCCUUCACUAACUUUCACUGUGAACAACAAAGGAAGCCAUGAAAAGCCAAAGGAACCUGCGAACACGGCAACAAAAGCCACCACCGGCACUGUCCCCUCGGCAUCGAGCAGCCGUCAACCCCCCAGCGCGGCAGCAGGGAAGCCCAGCAACCCCCUCCCUGCUGGAUCCAGCCCUUCAGUGUCCAGCAGUCAUAAACCCAGCAGCUCGUCAGCAGGGAACCCCACCAAGUACCUCGCUCUCGACUGUGAGAUGGUGGGUGUGGGACCAAAGGGCCGCAUCAGCCAGCUGGCACGCUGCAGUAUAGUGUCCUACGAAGGAGACGUGGUUUAUGAUAAGUUCAUCCACCCCACCAUGCCUGUUACUGACUACCGCACCCGCUGGAGUGGCAUCAGACCCAGAGACCUCGUCAAUGCCACAACUUACCCAGACGCCAGGAAAGAGAUACUGAGGCUGCUCGUAGGGAGGGUGGUUAUUGGCCACGCCGUUCACAACGACUUCAAGGCCCUGGGUUACUCUCACCCCCCCGCCUUGACCCGGGACACGUCCCGGAUCCCUCUGCUCAACCGCAGGGCCGGCUUUGCUGAAAACGAGGUUGCUUCGUUGAAGAGACUCACCAAAGCCAUUUUUAACCGGGACAUCCAGGUUGGAAGAAAGGGCCACUGUUCUGUGGAGGAUGCAAGAGCCAGUAUGGAGCUUUACAAAGUGGUGGAGGAGGAAUGGGAGAGGACGCUUGGCUCCAAAUCUCUGGAUAUUUAAAUGCCAGGUUUGGACAAAAAAAGAAAAAAAGUCAUUAAACAACUUCCAAAAAAUGUAUAAUAUUUGAAGGUCCUCCACCAGUGAAAAUCCAGUUGUUAUCUUGGUUAACGUGUUCAAUUUGUUCUUUUAAACAUGUCAGUGAUCACUAGUGAAAGAGCCGCCAGGAUCUCUGCUAAGUUCCAUGCAAUUUUAAUUUUUUGAUUUAUUUUCUACACAAACAAGUUAAAGUGCCUCACAAAAGGCAUGAAGAAGAAAACUACAGAAAAAAAUUAUUUAAACCAAUUAAGUUGAUUUUAAAAAAACAAACAAAAAAAACAGUAUUAUAAUGCAAAUUAAAAUAUCAGCAAAGAAAAGAACACAUAAAUGCGCAUUUAUUUUAAGCCAUCUUGGAAAUGCAACAUGGGAAUGUUGUUAUGGAUCACAUAUGUAGGAUUUCGUAUUAAUGAAGGUCGAACAACCAUCAUUGAAUUUAACACGAGAAAAGUUUUAAUGUUUAUAUGGUUUUUUUGCCAAACUUUAACUGAGAAGAGGGUUAUUGUUCAAGACUUUGAACAUUUCUUUCACAGCAUGUCUUCUACAUAUACAAGUUUGAUGAAUAUAGAUGACUUUUAGAUGUUUAAAAAACGGCUUUAGUUAAAAACUUGUUUUAUUUUCAGCAGAAUCUACACAAAUGUUUUUGAUCUCAUCAGCUGCAUUUUUCUCAGGGUUUAUAUUGCGUUGCAAAUGGUGCUCCUGCCAUGAGGCAGAAAUGACCUUCCAUUAGAAAAUGUAAAUCAUUAUAGUUAUUCUCAUGUUCUUGCAGUUUGGGUGCUGAUGAUGAAGAAAUCUCAAAAGGGGAUUCUUUAAAUGUCUACUAUUUUAAAGAAAAACGUUUUUAUUUACGGUAUUGUAAUACUGUUACCUUUGUUUUUAUCAGUGAUGCUCUUGAAGGUUGUAGCAGGGUUUGUUUUUAGGAAAACCGAUGUCAUGACUCCUUCAUAUAACUUUUGUGAAUAUAAACUCUUUUGGAC
Cololabis saira (Pacific saury) is the source of this 2311-nucleotide messenger RNA. RefSeq names its product interferon stimulated exonuclease gene 20-like 2 (gene isg20l2). Gene Ontology annotation, molecular function: 3'-5'-RNA exonuclease activity; nucleic acid binding. The record is from RefSeq and is a predicted model, not a curated record. Bases 222 to 1301 code for a protein of 359 amino acids. Lineage: Eukaryota; Metazoa; Chordata; Actinopteri; Beloniformes; Belonidae. Gene Ontology annotation, cellular component: nucleus. The transcript has 4 exons.